AUGGAUAGGAUAAGUCUGUUGCCUGAUGAGCUACUUUUGAAGAUAUUGUCGUCUCUGCCUAGUACUAAACAUGUUGUGGCGACGAUGGUUUUGUCUAAACGGUGGCAGCCGCUUUGGAUGAUGGUGCCAAAACUCGUCUCUGAUUUUGGAGAUAUCCCGCUGUGGACUAGAGCUGCAGAGAAACACUCUCUGCGCGAGCUGGUUAUCGAUAUCGACAGCUCUUCUAGUGCAUCUCCGGCCCUACUUCCGAGGAGUUUGUACACAGAGUGCAGAAUGCUUGUGAGGUUGAAGCUAGAUGCCGUGAUUCUUGUGGAUGUUGCUUCACCGGUUUCUUUCCCCACCCUCAAAUGCAUGACACUUUACUCCGUGAAGUACCCUGGUGAUGAGUUUGUCAAGAGGUUUCUAUCAAAUUGUCCUGUUCUUGAACGCUUGGAUGUUGAUCAGUGUCCCGGUGACAAUGUGACCGUUUUCACCGCUAGAGUGCCUUCUCUCAAGAGAUUAUACUUGCAUAAAUCAACAGACGCAGAUUUGGAUGAUGCAGAGGGGUUUGUGAUAGACGCUCCUUCUUUGAAGUACUUGGGCAUUACUGAUACUACCGGUGGAUUUUGUGUCAUUGAGAAUGAAAUGCCUAAUAUUGUAAAGGCAGAUGUUGAUGUUGGUUAUGAGUCUUUUAGCAAGAUGUUGGGUUCAAUAACUUCAGUCAAGCGUCUCGAUUUAUGUUUACUAUCCUCAAAGGAUCUAUAUCCUGUUGGCAGUGUCUUCCACCGUCUGAUACAUUUGAAGAUAUGCACUUGUGAACCAGAGUGGUUGAAUCUAUGUAUGUGUCUGCUCAGGGAUUCCCCUAAAUUACAGUCUCUCGAACUUGAACAGUGCCAUGACCUUCCCGCUAGACCGCGCCCCUGCUGGAUUGACACCAAGCUCAGUCCCUGA
Molecule: messenger RNA, 930 nt
Organism: Microthlaspi erraticum
Lineage: Eukaryota; Viridiplantae; Streptophyta; Magnoliopsida; Brassicales; Brassicaceae
Source: the annotation of a GenBank genome assembly